Molecule: messenger RNA, 522 nt
Organism: Mesocestoides corti
Lineage: Eukaryota; Metazoa; Platyhelminthes; Cestoda; Cyclophyllidea; Mesocestoididae
Source: the annotation of a GenBank genome assembly
UUGCGCAUAAGCUGUCGCUUCGAGCAUCCCGACCCUGACGUCUACCCACAAUACAAGAACAUUGGCCAAAGCUUAGCAAUUUUGACAAUUGACACACCUGAUUGGCUGAGGAUAGCUCAGAAUUGGUUCGACGAAGUGGAGGAUUACGACUAUGCCAGUAACAGAUGCCGAGGUGUUUGCAUUCACUACACACAGGCAAGUCGGCAGCCUUUCGUUGGCUGUGCAGCCUAUCGAUGUGACUCCAUUAGGCCAAAGGGACGGAAACCCCCUUACCUUUUGGCCUGCCAAUACAAACCAAAAGGAAAUUUGCAUGGACAGAAGCCGUAUGAAAGUGGACGCAGUUGCAGUAAAUGCCCCAAGGGAUCAGUGUGCAAGCGCAAUCUCUGCGUGCCGAGACAGCCAGUCACCGAAGAGAGGCCAAACAAUCGGAGGGAGCCAGUUCAACCACGCGAAGUUGAAAGGGAAGACCCUAUGCGAAAGUGCUUAGCUCGACGUACCCGUCCUGAUUCGCUCGACCGCUAA